Messenger RNA from Fragaria vesca subsp. vesca, 1790 nucleotides. Its product is annotated as UDP-glycosyltransferase 85A1-like. The record is from RefSeq and is a predicted model, not a curated record. The transcript is spliced from 2 exons. The coding region runs from base 75 to 1535 and encodes 486 amino acids. Gene Ontology annotation, molecular function: UDP-glycosyltransferase activity. Lineage: Eukaryota; Viridiplantae; Streptophyta; Magnoliopsida; Rosales; Rosaceae.
AAACCAGAAAACCAAAACCAGCCUCUCCACCAUUGUUACUAUAACGAAGCCGGCCAGCUAGCUAGCUGUGAGAAAUGGGAUCCAUUCAAGCAGAGCCAGUGGCUGUGCCUCAUGUUGUGUGCAUCCCAUUCCCAGCACAAGGCCAUGUGAACCCUUUCAUGAACUUGGCCAAGCUUCUCCAUACUAGAGGCUUCCACAUAACCAUGGUGUACACAGAGUUCAACCACGCCCGGUUACUCAAGUCCAGAGGACCCGAGGCGUUGAAGAACUCUCCCGGUUUCAGGUUUGAGACCAUUCCUGACGGUGUUCCACCUUCCAACCCUGAUGCCACUCAGAGUGUCACUGAGCUCUUGUACUACACCAAGAAGCACUCGGUGGUUCCGCUCCGGGACUUGAUUGUGAAGCUUAAUUCCAACCCGGAUUUGCCUCCAGUGAGUUGCAUUAUUUCCGAUGGGAUUAUGGCCUUCGGAAUCAAAGUUGCCCGAGAGCUUGGGAUUCCUGUGGUGCAGUUUUGGACUGCUUCCACUUGUGGUCUCGUCGCCUAUAUGCAGUUUGUAGAGCUUGUCAAAAGGGGAAUUUUCCCAUUAAAAGAUGAGAAAAAUGUAACCAACGGUUAUCUGGAAAGCACUACUCUAGAGUGGAUCCCGGGAAUGAGCCACAUGCGACUCAAAGACAUGCCCAACUUCGUCCGGUCCACUGAUCCGGAAGACAUCGCCUUCAACCGCUGGCUCGAAGAGGGCCAGGACAUCCUCACCGCCGAUGCCAUCAUCUUCAACACCUUCUACGACUUCGAGGCUGAAGUCCUAGACACCGUUGCCUCUGUGUUCCCCAAGAACAACAUCUACAACCUCGGCCCCCUCACCUCGCUCUGCAAGACCUUGCCGGCAAUCGAGGACGCCUCCACUCGUCCAAGCCUGUGGAAGGAGAACACCGAGUGCCUCACCUGGCUCGAUGCUCAAAAGCCCGACUCGGUCAUCUACAUCAACUUUGGCAGUAUCGCCGUCAUGACGGCUGAUGAUUUUGACGAGUUUGCAUGGGGUUUGGCAAACAGCGGUCACCCUUUUUUGUGGAUCGUACGGCCGGAUGUUGUGAAGGGGAAAACCUCGGCGACUUUGUCGGAUGAGUUUCUGGAGGCCACGAAAGAUCGUGGCCUGAUUGCUCGAUGGUGUCCCCAGGAGCAGGUGCUUGCGCAUCCUUCCGUAGGGACAUUUUUGACCCACAGCGGGUGGAAUUCCACGCUGGAGGGUAUAUCUGGCGGUGUCUCUAUGCUUUGCUGGCCGUUUUUUGCCGAGCAGCAGGUGAAUUGUAGGUACGCGUGUACGACAUGGGGGAUUGGUAUGGAGAUUAGUGCUAAUGUGAAGAGAGAGGAGCUGGAAGGUUUGGUGAGGGAGAUGAUGGAAGGGGAGAAAGGGAAGGCGAUGAGGAAGAAGGCUGUGGAGUGGAAGAAGAAAUCGGAGAUUGCUUGCGGUGUUAAUGGAGGGUCGUCUUAUGUUGAUUUGGAGCGAUUCGUUGAGUUCCUCUCGUUCAAGGGUUAAUUUCUGAUCGAGGUUCUGUAUGCAUGCAUGCAUGGUGAUGGAUGGUUUAUAAUUUGAUGUGUUGGCAAUAAUGUUUAGGGUUAAUUAAGGCAACUUAAUGUCCCUGCUCCAAUAUAUAUGACGGGAGUAAUGAAGCUUGUUGUUUGCCGGAAUCCUCAGUCAGGGUUUGAAUGAAGGGUGUAUAAAUUUAUGAAUUAUCUGUAAGAAAAUAAAAUUAAUACAGCUAUAAAAUAGUGAGAAAUUUGAUUAUUGUUU